AUGUUCUCACUAGCACGACCAACAGCCCUGCGGGGUAUGCGCACCCAGUUCCUGCCGUCGUCAAUCGCAGCUCGAUCGCCCCUCCAAUCCGCAGCCCUCGCGCGGCUCGCCUCCACCCUCGCCAUCCUCGAGCAGCGCGAAGGCGCCCUCAACACAAGCUCUUUGGGCGCCGUCACUGCUGGUAAGAAGAUCGGCGGCAGCGUUCAUGGCUUCAUAGCUGGCAAGAAUGUCAAGGGCGUGGCCGAAGAAGCUGCCAAGGUCGAUGGACUCGAAAAGGUCAUAAUGGUGGAAAACGAAGCCUACCAGCGCGGUUUGGCCGAGAACUGGGCGCCUCUACUCGUCGAGAACAUCAAGAAGGGCGGCUACACUCAUGUCAUCGUCGGCCACAGCGCCUUUGGCAAGAAUCUGCUUCCGCGGGUUGCGGCCUUGCUCGAUGUACAGCAGAUCUCCGACGUCAUGUCGGUGGAGAGUGAGGACACCUUUGUUCGACCAAUUUAUGCCGGCAACGCCAUCCUCACCGUCCAGUCGUCAGAUUCAUUAAAGCUGCUCACGGUGCGGCAAACGUCUUUCCCUCCCGCGGCAGUCGAGGGCGGUUCUGCCUCGAUUGAAGAGGGCACUGACCCCAAGGCUGAGCAACCGACCUCAUGGGUGUCGGAAAACCUGACCAAAUCCGACCGCCCCGAAUUAGCAACGGCAGCCAAGGUUGUGUCGGGCGGCCGUGGCCUAAAGUCUAAGGAAGAGUUUGAUCGUCUGAUGCCGCCUCUGGCCGACGCUCUAGGUGCGGCUAUUGGCGCUUCACGUGCCGCCGUGGACAGUGGCUUUGCCGACAACUCACUCCAGGUGGGCCAGACCGGCAAGAACGUGGCCCCGCAGCUGUAUCUGUGUGCUGGCAUUUCCGGUGCUAUCCAGCAUUUGGCUGGUAUGAAGGACAGCAAAGUUAUUGCUUGCAUCAACAAGGAUGCCGAUGCCCCCAUCUUCCAGGUGGCAGAUGUGGGAUUGGUGGGCGACUUGUUCGAGAAAGUGCCCGAACUGACCGAGAAGUUGAAGGCGCAGUGA
Messenger RNA from Cyphellophora europaea CBS 101466, 1056 nucleotides. RefSeq lists its product as uncharacterized. Bases 1 to 1056 code for a protein of 351 amino acids. The transcript has 2 exons. Gene Ontology annotation, cellular component: mitochondrion. Gene Ontology annotation, molecular function: flavin adenine dinucleotide binding; electron transfer activity. The record is from RefSeq and is a predicted model, not a curated record. NCBI's taxonomy places the organism in Eukaryota, Fungi, Ascomycota, Eurotiomycetes, Chaetothyriales, Cyphellophoraceae.